Molecule: messenger RNA, 1761 nt
Organism: Purpureocillium lilacinum
Lineage: Eukaryota; Fungi; Ascomycota; Sordariomycetes; Hypocreales; Ophiocordycipitaceae
Source: RefSeq, a predicted model, not a curated record
AUGUCAGAAGCCUCCGACGUGCUGAUAUUCCUCGGCGUGCUCGCGCUCUACUACGUCAUCUUCUUCUACCAAAACACCGUCUCGCGCCUCAUCUCCAGUCUCCGGCCCGGCGUCGGCGGCUUCGGCUCCGGCUCCGGCGCGGCAGCCGGCGGGGCUCGCAUCACCACCGCGGCGACGACCAAGCCCGUCUUGCCAUCCGAGGUGGACGUCCUCGUCGUCGGGUCCGGCAACGCGGGGCUCUCGGCCGCCCUCGCCGCCGCGCAGGCCGGCGCGCGGCGCGUCCUCGUCCUCGACAAGUGCCCCGAGUCGUGGGCCGGCGGCAACUCGUACUUCACGGCGGGCGCGUACCGCUUCGUGCACGGCGGGCUCGACGACGUGCGCCCGCUGGUCGGCAACCUCGACGGCGUCAUCGAGGAGAAGAUCGACCUGCCGGCGUACACGCACGAGGACUUCGAGGACGACCUGCGGCGCGUGUGCGGCGGGCGCUCCGACCCGCGGCUCGUCAAGGCGCUCGUCGACGAGUCCGCCGCCGCGGUGCGCUGGCUCGCCCGCCUCGGCGUGCGCUUCCACCUCAGCUUCAACCGCCAGGCGUACGUCGUGCACGGCAAGAUCAAGUUCUGGGGCGGGCUGUGCCUGCGCGCCGCGGAGGGCGGCAAGAGCCUCAUCCGCGACCUGCAGGAGGCGGCGCGCCGCCACGCCGUGCACGUGGCCUACUCGACGGCGUUUCUCGGGCUGGAGCGCGACUGGACCACGGGCGAGCUGCACGUCUCUGUCGACGCCGACGGCGUGCGCAGGACCAUCGCCGCCAAGGCCGUUGUCCUCGCGGCGGGCGGCUUCGAGGCCAACCCGCGGCUGCGCAGCCAGUACCUCGGCCCCGGGUGGGACAUGGCGCUCGUGCGCGGCACGCCGUACAACACGGGCGAGGUGCUCGAGACGGCGAUGCGGUGCCUCGACGCCGCGCCCGCGGGCAACUGGUCGGGCUGCCACUCGGUGGCGUGGGACGCGCGCGCCGACCCCCUGGCGGGCGACCGCGACGCCUCCAACGAGCUCACCAAGUCGGGCUACCCGCUGGGCCUGAUGCUCAAUCUCGAGGGCGUGCGCUUCGUCGACGAGGGCGCCGACCUGCGCAACUACACGUACGCGCGCUUCGGGCGCGCCAUCCUCGCCCAGCCAGGCCACGCCGCGUUCCAGGUCUGGGACGCGCAGAUGAGCACCUGGCUGCGCAACGAGGAGUACCGCCCCGAGCGGGUGCACCGCGUCGAGGCCGACACGCUAGAGGAGCUGGGCGACAAGCUGUGCGCCGGCGGGGGUACCGGCGCGGCGACUCUACGCGACAAGAACGCCUUCUUGCGCACCAUCCGCGAGUACAACCAGGCGGCGCACCUUCACCGGGCUGAGAACCCAGCCCUGAAAUGGGACCCCUCCAUCAAGGACGGCCUGUCGACGCAGUCCAAGGCCAUGCAGCUCGAUCUGCCCAAGUCCAACUGGGCUAUGCCGCUCGAGAAGCCCCCCUUCCUCGCCGUGCGGGUGACCUGCGGCAUCACCUUUACCUUUGGCGGGCUCAAGGUCGACCCCGCGACAGCGCAGCUGCUCCGCCAGUCCAACGGACAUCCCAAUCGUGGUAUAUACUGCGUGGGUGAGAUGAUGGGCGGCCUCUUUUAUCAGAAUUACCCGGGCGGGAGCGGGCUCACCGCGGGGACCGUCUUUGGCCGAAGGGCUGGACAGGCCGCGGCCGCAGCUAUCAAGGCCGACUUCAAGUAG